ACAGCCACCAUGCUACGCAAGUAAGCAAGUAAAAAUGAAAGAUAUACAAGUAUUUCAAAGGUCUCUAAAAGACUUUGAUUAUUUCAAAGACUUUCAAUGUUUUCUGAAUAUCAAACACAAUGCUCGAGUGCGUGCCACGCAUAUAAAGAAAAGGAACUCAAGGUUUAAUCCAUUGACUGACCUAAAUGAGCAUAAAUUUCGACUAAAGUAUCGAUACACUAAGGAAAACCUUCGCAGAAUUAUUGAAAUUGUGCGGGAUGACUUGGAAAUUGAAUAUUUUGAGCCGUUGAAGAGGGAGCAAGUUCCAAUAGAUCUGCAGAUUCUAUCCGCCAUUCGCUUAUGGGGUGGCACAGAGCACCCCAAAUUAACUGCAAUGGCCCAUGGCGUAAGUUUACGCACUUUGGCAAAAAUAACUAGGCGCGUGGCCUCUGUCUUAUCAUCGAAAGCUUCUAGGUAUAUCCGAAUGCCGGCUACUCUAUCGGAAAAGGAGCGAUCAGGAUCAGCGUUUCAAGCCAUUGCCAAUAUGCCGCAAGUCAUUGGUGCUUUACUACAGACAACUGUGAGGUUUCAACCAGAAAACUGUGCCACUGAUCUAGAUGGAGAGGAGCUAUUUCCCGCCUUUACCACCAAGGAGGAGGAGCUUCACAUCCAGAUUGUUUGCGAUGCGGCUCAUAAGAUAAGGGACCUCGACAUCCGAAUGAUCGAUGAGCAGUCCAUGCUCACCGACACCGAGAUGUUCGGUCUGUCCAAAAUAAAGGAUCGAUUCGAACAGAACGAGUUCCGGGGUCGUAUUUUGCUGGGCAACGAAAUGGUGCGCUGCUCCUCCUCCCUGUUCACACCGGUUCGAUUCCCGAGGAACCAAUCCGAGGAGCUGUAUAACCACGCCCACGCGGUCACCUACGCAUCGGCUAGAAAGUGUCUCAAUCUGCUGAUGAGUCGCUUCGGUAUCCUUGGCACCGAAAUCCAGGGUUCGCAUGGAUCCGCAAAGCAAACGAUUACGGCGUUGGCCAUACUCCAUAACAUGGCCAUGGAGUGGGUCGAUCCAAGCAUUGAUACGGAACAGAACAUUUCACCAUUUAAUUCCACUUUUUUCAAUUCCAUAGGAAGGUCACCAAAAUCCGGAGAGGACAACAAUCGAAGACAAUUCAUUAAAACCCAUUUUGCUUGCUAAUAGAGUUCAUACAAAUAUUUGUACUCGCAGUAUUGCAAUUAUUAAAAAUAAACUAUUUGUCGAUUUUCCUCAA
Drosophila sechellia is the source of this 1244-nucleotide messenger RNA. Its product is annotated as putative nuclease HARBI1. The transcript is spliced from 3 exons. Lineage: Eukaryota; Metazoa; Arthropoda; Insecta; Diptera; Drosophilidae. The record is from RefSeq and is a predicted model, not a curated record. Bases 35 to 1171 code for a protein of 378 amino acids.